Molecule: messenger RNA, 1313 nt
Organism: Plectropomus leopardus (leopard coralgrouper)
Lineage: Eukaryota; Metazoa; Chordata; Actinopteri; Perciformes; Serranidae
Source: RefSeq, a predicted model, not a curated record
GACUAACUCAAGAAGAACAGAGAUACAGCGAGUAAACAGCACCUUUUCACCUGACUUGACUCCACUGCAACAUCUCUAUGAUCAUAAAUAGUUUUGGAGGAAAAAGGGAAGGAGGACAGAAGAACAGUACAAUGAUAAUCAAGACCAUUGUCAUUGUCCUUGUACUUAUUGCAUCCAACAGCAAGCCUGCAGAGGGAAGCCUAAAAUUGAAAUGUCCAAACAGAACAACAAUGGCUCCAAACACAACUGUAGUUGCUCCAACAACAAUAACAACAGGACCAUCACCAGCAGCAAAUGCAGGAAGUGCAAAAGCAGCAGCCACAGCAGCAUCCUUAGCAGCUGCAGCAGCAGCAACUGCAGCAACCGCAGCAACUGUCACUCCUGGGCCUCAUGCUGUAGAAGCAGCACUAGCUGCAAAAGCUGCUGCUGAGGCUGCGCAAGAGGCAGCACUAGCUUCUGCACUGGCAGAGAAUGGAACACUGUCACGCAAAGUAGCAGCACAGCUUGCAGAAAAAGCAACAGAAGCAGCCAAAAAAGCAUUAACUGCAGCAAAGACAGCAAUUGAAACAGCACCGGCAUCGACACCAGAACUCAUAGCAAAAAUCGAAGAAGCAACAUUGAAUGCAUCAAGUGCAGCAGAUAAAGCAGCUGAAGCAGCAAACAAGUCUGCAUCUGCAAAGACAGCAGAUGAUGAAGAGCAAGCUAUAGAAGCAGCGACAGAAGCAGCAGCAGAUGCAACAAGAGCUCUAGCAGCAAUACGAGCAGCAUUGGCAGCAGCUACGCAAAUCACAGAAACACCAGCAAGCCAGUUAUCAACUGCAGCAGCAGACAAAGCGGCAGAAGCCACAGCAGCAGCUGGAAACGCAACAACUGAAGAAAAUGUUGUUGAAAAGGCAAUAGAAGCAGCAUUAAAAGCUAAGGAGGCAGCUGCAGCUGCCACAGCAGCAGUCCGUCCUACAACAACAGUGGCCACAACAGCAAUGACAACAACAGGACCAUCACCAGCAGCAAAUGCAGGAAGUGCAAAAGCAGCAGCCACAGCAGCAUCCUUAGCAGCUGCAGCAGCAGCAACUGCAGCAACCGCAGCAACUGUCACUCCUGGGCCUCAUGCUGUAGAAGCAGCACUAGCUGCAAAAGCUGCUGCUGAGGCUGCGCAAGAGGCAGCACUAGCUUCUGCACUGGCAGAGAAUGGAACACUGUCACGCAAAGUAGCAGCACAGCUUGCAGAAAAAGCAACAGAAGCAGCCAAAAAAGCAUUAACUGCAGCAAAGACAGCAAUUGAAACAGCACCGCAUCGACACCAGAACUCAUAG